This is a messenger RNA of Mucor mucedo, 1137 nucleotides long. RefSeq lists its product as uncharacterized. Gene Ontology annotation, cellular component: nucleus; cytoplasm. The record is from RefSeq and is a predicted model, not a curated record. Gene Ontology annotation, biological process: diphosphoinositol polyphosphate metabolic process; diadenosine pentaphosphate catabolic process; diadenosine hexaphosphate catabolic process. Lineage: Eukaryota; Fungi; Mucoromycota; Mucoromycetes; Mucorales; Mucoraceae. Bases 194 to 838 code for a protein of 214 amino acids. Gene Ontology annotation, molecular function: bis(5'-adenosyl)-hexaphosphatase activity; bis(5'-adenosyl)-pentaphosphatase activity; endopolyphosphatase activity. The transcript is spliced from 4 exons.
AAACGUAAACGGCCCCCGGAAUAUUUUUCAAAAGGGCAUUGACAGCUAUAAUUAUAGAUUUUCAUAGUCCGGGUUCUGUCGCCCGCGGUUUGGGCCCUUUGAGAAAAAAAGAAUAAAUAACCGGGCAUCUCUCCUUUUUUAAAUUUUUCUUUUUUUAUUAUUCUUUCCUCUUUAUUCUAUUUUAAUUAAAGAAAUGACUGUUGAAACUCUUGCUCCCGUUGACGAUGCUCUCCUUCCUGGAGCUCCCGUAGUUGCUGACGAAGACCUUCCCAAGAAGAAGGAGAAGAAGGAAGACAAGAAGGAGAAGAAGGAUAAGGAAGACAAGAAGGACAAAAAGGAAAAGAAGGAUAAAAAGGAAAAGAAGGCCGAUACUACUGAAAAGGCUGAAAAGAAGACCAAGGAGCCCAAGGAAGAGAAGGAACCUAAGGCCAUUCGUCAGGCUGUUGGUGUCAUUGUCAUUGAUCCCGCCACACAAAAGAUCCUCAUGUUGGGUAGUCGCAAAAAGGAAGGCGCGUAUGUUCUUCCUCGUGAUGAUUGUCAAACUGAACCCACAGAAGAACACCCUGAAAAGGCUGCUAUUCGUCUCUUACAUGAAAAGGCCGGUGUCACUGCCAGCUUCUUGUCUAGCCGUGUUGGUUCCUACUCUGAAUCCAACAAGAAGGGUAAGGUCAUUGCUCAUCAUUGGAUGUAUGAGGUCAAUGCUCCCACAUUACUCGAAACAUGGCCCGAUGCCACUCGUGAACGUGUCUGGGUUUCUUAUGAAGAUGCUCUUACCGCCACCGAAAGCAAGCGCAUGUCUCAUCUUGCUCUUGAAAAGUGUUCUCUUGCCAAGAAAUAAUCCAAAUUGUCCCAAACUUAUAUAUCCACUUUUUUAAUAAACGAGCAUUCAUUUUGAAUUGUAACAGAAUAAUAAUAUUUGGAUUUAAAAGGGAGAUUGAAUUUACUUUGCAGUCUGACUAAAUUGGUAGUUGCAUUAACUUUGUACUAUAUUUAUACAAUGAUCUGUGGUGAUACUACAGUGCACAUACUUAUGGGCCCAGACCAAAAAAAGGCAUCGCAUUUUAAGUACCUUUUGUUCUUUAGAAAAUAAACAAAAUGGCUUCAUUAAAAAAAACAAAUCAAUCCCUCAUAUAUUCC